This is a messenger RNA of Erpetoichthys calabaricus (reedfish), 3986 nucleotides long. RefSeq names its product V-type proton ATPase subunit B, brain isoform. Gene Ontology annotation, biological process: ATP metabolic process; proton transmembrane transport. Gene Ontology annotation, cellular component: proton-transporting V-type ATPase, V1 domain. Bases 40 to 1575 code for a protein of 511 amino acids. NCBI's taxonomy places the organism in Eukaryota, Metazoa, Chordata, Cladistia, Polypteriformes, Polypteridae. Gene Ontology annotation, molecular function: ATP binding; proton-transporting ATPase activity, rotational mechanism. The transcript is spliced from 14 exons. The record is from RefSeq and is a predicted model, not a curated record.
GCGCAGGCUUGCUUCUGUGUCGGUGACUAACGUUUGAAGAUGGCGCUGAAAGCCAUUCGCGGGAUGGUGAACGGAGCUAUGACCGAGCUUAGCUCCACGGUGAGCAGCGCCAGAGCUGCCGGGGCUCGGGAGCAAGCACAGGCUGUCAGCCGGGACUACAUUUCUCAGCCGCGGCUCACUUAUAAAACUGUAUCUGGAGUCAACGGGCCAUUGGUCAUCUUGGAUCAGGUGAAGUUCCCAAGGUAUGCAGAAAUUGUUCACUUAACACUACCAGAUGGCACUCAGAGGAGUGGACAGGUUUUGGAAGUCUCUGGUGCCAAAGCUGUUGUGCAGGUGUUUGAAGGAACUUCAGGAAUUGAUGCCAAAAAAACAAGCUGUGAAUUUACAGGAGACAUUCUUCGAACACCCGUAUCUGAAGAUAUGCUUGGCCGUGUGUUCAAUGGAUCAGGAAAGCCUAUUGAUCGAGGUCCCACAGUUCUGGCUGAAGACUACCUGGACAUAAUGGGCCAGCCAAUUAAUCCCCAGUGCCGCAUAUAUCCUGAGGAAAUGAUCCAGACUGGCAUCUCUGCUAUUGAUGGGAUGAACAGUAUUGCUAGAGGACAAAAAAUUCCAAUUUUCUCAGCUGCUGGUUUGCCACACAAUGAGAUUGCAGCACAGAUCUGUCGUCAAGCUGGGUUGGUAAAGAAAUCAAAAAGCGUAAUGGAUUACAGCGAAGAGAAUUUUGCUAUUGUAUUUGCUGCUAUGGGUGUCAAUAUGGAGACUGCACGAUUCUUCAAGUCAGAUUUUGAAGAAAAUGGUUCCAUGGACAAUGUCUGCCUCUUUUUGAACUUGGCUAAUGACCCAACAAUUGAACGUAUUAUCACUCCCCGUCUUGCUCUGACAACAGCAGAAUUCCUGGCUUACCAGUGUGAAAAACAUGUACUGGUCAUCCUAACAGACAUGAGCUCAUAUGCUGAAGCACUGAGAGAAGUUUCGGCUGCCAGGGAAGAGGUACCAGGUCGUCGUGGCUUUCCAGGUUACAUGUAUACUGACUUGGCUACAAUUUAUGAGAGAGCAGGCCGGGUUGAGGGCAGGAAUGGAUCAAUAACACAGAUUCCUAUUUUGACUAUGCCCAAUGAUGAUAUUACUCAUCCCAUCCCUGAUCUGACAGGAUAUAUUACUGAAGGCCAGAUUUAUGUGGACAGGCAGCUACAUAACCGACAGAUUUACCCUCCAAUAAAUGUCUUGCCUUCUCUGUCUCGAUUGAUGAAAUCUGCUAUUGGUGAAGGGAUGACCCGCAAAGAUCAUGCUGAUGUAUCGAAUCAGCUGUAUGCUUGUUAUGCUAUUGGCAAAGAUGUGCAGGCAAUGAAAGCUGUGGUGGGAGAAGAGGCUCUGACACCAGAUGAUUUGUUGUACUUGGAAUUUCUCCAAAAGUUUGAAAAGAAUUUCAUUUCUCAAGGUCCCUAUGAGAACAGAACAGUAUAUGAAACACUGGACAUUGGCUGGCAGCUUAUGAGAAUCUUCCCCAAGGAGAUGCUGAAACGAAUUCCACAGAGCACUCUGGCAGAGUUCUACCCCAGAGACUCCAAACACUAGCAUCCUUUCUCUCCAACCCUUUAGAUGUUUGUGCCAUUGUGUUUGUAUUUUUGUUAUUUUUUUUUUGUUGUAAUGCUGUCAGUUACCCAACUAAAACAUCUCCAGCAGAGUUUUAAAUAUCAGUAAACGAAACCCUGUGCUACUUUUAUGUACUGGCCAAAUAUUGUAUUUAUUUUCUGGUUUUUCAUGGUUGGGGGGAAAAAAAAAACAAAAGAGAACAUAUGCCAAAAUGGAAUUUUUCUGAGUAGAAGAGUAUACAGAUCUACGUAUGAAAAGUAGAACACAUUCUGUGGUGUAGCAGGGUCACCAACACCUGUAUAGGUUUAUAGGGUCAUUAUUACCAAGUGUACAGAAGUGUAACAGUGAAACUCUUACUAGCAUGUGCUCAUCAACAUGUAACCACUCUCCACUGCCAUGAUUACUGAGUUUAACUACUUUAGCUCAAUACUUCUGCCUUUCCUAAUAUCAAUAGCUACCUUACCUUGAAACUUCUGUGCCUCCAACGUGGAACAAAAUGGGGGAAACUCCUAAAUAUAUCAUAAGUGAAUGUUUAUUAAUUAAAUACAUUUAGGAGAGAAUGAAUGAAAGGAGGCCAUAAAAUAUAAAAUAAGAGCACAACCUAACUUUCUAUCGGUUCAGGUCCUUGUGUAAUUAGUGCAGGUAAUUUGCCCAACUCCACAAAAACUUGACACAUCUUUUUCUCUCUAUCUUAUUCUCUUUACCGCCUUAUAAAUUUCCCUGUUUUUCUUUCUGCUUGCCAGUCCUUUCUCCUUUCCUUUGACUAGUGGUCUGGCAUGGAGAGGCCACUAAACCAAACCCCAGAGUUGCUGUGAAUUCAGUCACUGCUGCCCUGCCUAGGGUUGGCAUUACUGCUAGAAAUUUUCCUAUACUGAGUUCAAAUCCGUUUAUAAGAUUCUAAGAUGUCUGUUCUUUGUAGUAAGCACAAGGUUUACAUGUAUCCCAUGUGGUAACCCUUGUAGUUUUAAACGGUAUAUAAGAAACUGUGUGUAUUGUCACUAUUUAACAGAAUCAAGGAACAUGCAGGGCAGAUGCACGGGCACUGCUGAUAAGGGACCAUUGUUUUCCUUCAUGCAUUUUUGUCAGUGUGUUUGUGAAUGUUUUUUCUUUCUGCAUGCAUGCACAAAUUUAAAUAUAGAAAUGGCAUAAAAUUCUACUUUAAAGGCAACCAUAUUAGCUUAAAAUAACAGACAGAAAAUCAUAAAAAAAUCUUUCAUUACAGCAGGAAUAUAUGGUUUAAAAAAUAGCAACUCUAUUUUAGACUUUCAGAAAUCAUGUUUGUAGUACUAGGGUGUUGUACUGUGUUAGCCAUUAUGGGUGUAAUGAGAAGUCAAGCAAAAUGACACCUUUUAUUGGCUAACUAAAAAUAUGCUGAAGAAGGGGGCCUGAGUUGCUUUGAAAGCUUGCAUCUUGUACUCUUUUCAGUUAGCCAGUAAAAGGUGUCAUUUUGCUUGACUUCUCAUAGAAGUCACGUUGAAAUUUAAAAAAUAAAAAAAUACACCCUAGUAUAGACACACUUUUAUUUUAUUUGAACUCUUAUCCAUGAAAGUAAUGCUGCAUUCCUUAGACAUGGCACAUAUAAUUGCUAUAGUGCCUUUAUUUGGUGUAACUGUAUUUUCAAGUACAGUCCACUUGUAUUGUGUGUUUUCUUUGCAAAUCAGGAACGACCAAGCCUGAUCUGAAAGUGCUAAAGCAAAUCCAGAUUCUCAUUGAGACUAUUACUGAAAAAGAGGUUCAUUUAUGUAUUUUAAAUUAAGACUCUUGCUUGUUUCCCCCGUUUUGGCACUUAGUAUAUGUUUACGUCUCUUCUGUGUAGAUUUUGCUUAUUUUUCAAAUGCCUGCGUAGGGUCCACUGGUUACAUUUACCAAAGACCAGUGGCCCAGUGUUAGGCAUGGGUUCAAGUAUUCCCUAUAAGAACUGGCAUCUUUUUCAGGUUUGGUUCCUACCUGCUACUUAUGAAAGCAUACUGAAUGGUAAUGUUCCUAAAAUGAGGAUAUAGAAAUAUUUUAAACUCUGCAAAUGGAGGGUACACCAUAAACAAAAAAAGGCACAGUUUCCCUUAAUUUUAGCAUCCCCCCUAAAGUCAAGUGUGCUGCUUAUGUGUAAUACAACAGUCUCCAUAUCUUUCAUGCGGCUCAGAUGCUACAUUUUUUCUGUGCUCUGUGUGGUCACUUGGUAUGAUUUUCUGGCAGGCUUAUUAAAUGUUGUAUUUAUUUCUGGUGCUGUAGAUAUGGUAUGUAUGUUUGACAUUGAUAACCUGUGCAUUUCAUGUUUCUUCUGGAAAAGAUAUGCAACAAAACUUAAAUGUAUAAAAGCAUUUUUGUCAGUGCAAUUAAAUGUAAAAAAAAUAAAUAAGAUAUAUGUAUUCCAAAUAAAUGUUACUAAGAAAAGA